CAAUCCUUAUCAACUAAAUUUACUAUACACACUAUACAAUAUGUUUCCAGAAACCUUUUGUAGUAAUCCCUAUUUAUUUUGGUCUUUAGUGUUACCCGAAGAUGAAGUGCCGACAACUUCCUGUUACAUGUUGGGAUCUUGCAAAAUAACUAGAUAAAUAACUAAAAUGGAAAGGCGUAGAUAUAGUUGACAAUUUGAUAAAAAUGGAGGGCUUAUCAGCCACAGAAAACCUGUUUGAAAAAUGGAUGUUGUUUUCGGCAAAGAAUGAUCGAGAAAAGUUAGCUGAUUUUGUAAAUUGUUUCCAGGAAACUUACAAACAUUUAGUUGAUUUAGAAUUAACACAUCUAAAUGAUGGGUAUUCUGAGGAAGGACCACAUUUUACAGUGUUACCAAAUGGUGUGUUACAAGUGUUCAGUACUCAGUUGUAUCAGUGUAGCGAAUCAAUAGCUCAAUCAUGUGAUCUGGAUACACUUCAUUUUGCCAGUUCUAUAAUGGAAUGUCUCAUUAUUAUUACAAGGAACUAUGAUAAUGUCCCACUGGUAGCUUCAUGUGAAUUUGUCAAGUAUAUUGUAUCAAUAGCCAGUAAAGUCAUCUCUAAGAUUAAAGACAAAUCCUGUGAUAUUGAUGACAUCUGCAUUUUUGUUAAGCUGGUCAUUCACUUUUUUGAGUGUCUGUAUGAUCCUUACUUUAUUUGGAGGAAAAGAAUUAAAGGAUGGAGUAUGGACAAGAAUAGAAUGAAGAAUAAGCCAGCUAAUCUCCAUGUAGAAGUUGUUCCUUUCUUUUUUGAUUGUUUUGAUAGGGGCCAUUUGCCAUUUGAUUUGAGAAUUCGUCUCCUACACAUGUUUGGUGCUAUCAUGUGUGGUUCACAGAAUAAUGCAUUGAAGGUGAUAACCCCUGCUACUUUAGAGGUGUUACUCAAAAUGUUAUCAGCAGAUCAUGUGACUGGGCCGACCAAUGAAUUACGCCAGGAGUUGUUCUGUAUAAAGGAUCUGGUACUGAAAUGUAUUAUAUGUAUGGUACAUGUCAUCAACUUAGCCAGUAUUGACCAGAGACAGGUAGAGGUGUCCCAUGUAAUGGAGGAUUAUAUAAAGAUAUUGUUAAAGAAAGAAGAUGAACCACAGGAUGAACAAGAAACACACAUACAGUUAGCUAUGAUUGGUGCUAUAAAUGAAAUGCUGUCGUGUCAGGACAAAAGCUCCUUACAAGUUAUAAUGGUCAGUGGUGGAACAUUUGAUGCAUUUAUUUCCUUGCUACAGAAAACUGCUUUAACAGGAAGUGAAGGCCAGACUUUAGCAAUGUCAGUGUUGGGAGUAAUGAACUCAGUCCUGUCAGGAUCUGUUAGUGCUAAGGAACGAUUUCAUUUAAGAGUUGGUUAUGUGAAGUUUGUGGAGGCUUUAAAAAGUCUUGGUCAGCCUUCCAUAGAUCUAUUGAAAGCUGUUUUAAAUUUAGUUGUAGAGACAGAAUUUGACAGUACAAAACAUCUGGUGGUCCACAAUACACAAGCUGCUAUUAUGUUACUACACUGGUUACCAGAUAUACAGUCACAUGACUUACAGAUGUGGUUGUCAGAGUGUUUAGGUACUCUAUGUGCUAAAUCCUACAACAAAAUGAAUUGCUGCAGAGAUGGAAUGAUUGGUGCUAUUCUACAGGUCCUAGAGAGGUUAAAACAGAUCAAUACUAAGGCUGUUGGUUAUUUGAUAAGCUUAUUAGAAUGUUUGGGUACACAGUCAAUUACAGCAACAGAACUCAAGAAACUGAUUAGCCUUCUAAGACUUGACGAAGAAGAAAAUCAGAAUCCUUACUGUAGCAGGCUUAUGAGGGCAAUGUCAACAAUGGCUAGAAGAGAGGGAAAUGAAGGGGCAUUACAUUUCUUAAGUCUACAGGAACAUAAUGAUUGUGUUACUUUACCAGCUGGCAUCAAGAAAUGGCCAGGUGUGGCAUUCUCAUUCCAUGCUUGGUUGUGUUUAGACACAGAAGUUGACCUUACCACACAUAACAUAGCUGGUAUAACCUACAGAAGACAGCUAUACAGCUUUAUAUCUAGUACUGGGUGUGGAUUGGAAAGUUUUGUAACUGCAGAGUUUGACAUUGUGAUAUCUGUAUUCAACAAAAAAGAGCAUUCUUCUGUUCUGGUGGCAAAUACGACCAUUGGAGAUGGACAUUGGCACUGUAUAGACAUUGUCCAAAGUAGUUCUCGACGACCAUUUACAGUCAGUCAACUCAAUGUUUACUUUGAUGGAAAACUAGUACACAACUCACAGCUUAAGUUUCCAAGCAUGACAGAUCCAUUUUCAUCAUGCUAUAUAGGAUCUCCUUGUCCAAAAUCAGCUUUAGCUGCCAUUGCUGACCAAAUAGAUUCUAACACAAAUGCAGAGGUAAAGAAAAAGUCACCAUUCAAAUUCAUCUUUCCUGGCCAAUCAAAACCUAGUACUGAACCUGGUGUCAAAACUGUUGCUACUGGUACACAGAAUGAAGAAUGGGGUUCUCCUAUAGUACUUUAUGGACAAAUAGGAUCAGUUUGCUUAUUUCAUGAUGUGAUAACGCCAUCUCAGAUUAAAACACUUUAUACAUUAGGACCAAAUAAGAUGAAUAUUUUUGAUGAUGAUGACCACACAGAACUGAAUGAUUUAGUCAAUAAAUCUGUACUCUAUUACUCAGCCAAGGCUCACAAAGAUGGAGUAGUUGUUGAUUUGACUGGAAAUCAGCACCAUGGACAUUUGAUUGGUCAGUGCUGUGUCACAUGGGACAUUAAGGAUGUGAUUAACUGUAUUGGAGGAAUUCAGGUUUUGUUUCCAUUAUUGGAGCAGGUCAACAAAUCACCUAUUCCUGAAAACGAUGAAGUCACCACACUUUCUAAUCCUGUAACCAUUUCACCAACAGAUGAUGAUUGGCUUCUGAUACGUCCUAGCAGUUCUUAUGCUGAUUCUAAACUAGAACAGAAUCAAGCAGCAGGGUUUUUGACACUUUUAAGACAUAUGUUACACACAAGUUCUACAAACAGGGACACUUUCACCAGAAUAAAUGCGGCGGCAACAAUUGGAGCAAUAUUACAGAAGGUGAACUGUAAGCUGAUUGACGUGCAUGUUCUAAUGUCUGCUCAGUUAUUGGUAGAUAUGGCCACCACCACUAGUCGUACUCUUCUGCAACACUUAUACCAAUACAUUUUGUUUGACUUCAGAAUCUGGAGCAAAAGUCAUUUUCCUAUACGAAUAGGACACAUCCAGUAUCUCUCUACAAUAAUUAAAGAUGACAAGAAGUACUUCAGGAAGAAGUUUGGUGUACAGUUCAUAUUGGAUGUAAUCAGAAUGUAUUAUAGUUCUGUACGAGAUAGUGGUCUUUCAUCAGAAGAUUCUAAACAGAUCCGUGUAUCUUUAUUUAGUCUGGUGAAGUUUUAUAUAGCAAGGGAAGUAACUGCUGAUGAACUUUUACACAUAAUAGGUUUUCUUGUGGUGGCCAGAGAGGAAAAUAUGAUCUGUGAGAUUUUAGACGUAUUGAUAUCACUUCUAGAGAACCCCCGUAAACAGGACCAGUUAUUUCUGUUGUUAUUUGAGGCAGACAUGGGAGAGAUGUUAUAUGGUUUACUGGUACACCAAGGAUACUCAGUUGUAUUCUAUGAAAAAAUUGUCAAGGUUUUAUAUUUAUUGCUCAAGUCAGAUAAAGUUUAUGAAAAAAGUAAAACCCGUCUUCGGCUGGCCGAAUGUGGGCAUUUAGGAAUUGUUGGAUUGAUGCAGGGCAUUGAUAUCUCUGGGCCAAUGAUCAAAAGAUUUUUAGAACAAGUAACUUUUAAUGAUACUUCACAGAACUACAACUCCGUUUUAGCAAUACUACAGUUAAUACAUACUUGUGGAUCUGAUAUUAAACUGGAAGCUACAAAACAGAUAAUUUCUCUGUUGGUUUCUAGACCCAAUGCUGCCAAAAGUUUUGCCAAACAACUGGUUUGGCAAGAAUCUCUAGUCAAACUGUUUAUCUUCCCGACAUUUGAUGAUGACCUUCCUGUAAAUAAUAGUCAUCAUCAACUUUCAUCAAAUCCCAUUUCUGAGGUGACUAAAAGUGAAAUGACCUCAGAUUCUACUGUUGUUAACAGUACUGUAGAAAGUGAUGAUGUUGACAAUUCUCAAUGUGAUGUUGCUACUGCAUGUGAUAAUCAUAAGCCAGGAAAACACCCAGAUAACUUGAAUUUAUUUUUAGCCUGUGAUAAUGUUUCUUUACCUUCACCCAAGACUCCAGGGACACCUAUGUUUCUUAAUCACAUUGAGGAUUUUAAUAGCAGUUCAGAAGAUCUUCGACUUAGAUCUAUGAGUCGAAGUUCAACAGCAAGUUUAGAGGAUUUGAGUUCAAGUCGUCGCUCACAGGACCGUGACAGUAGAAUUUCAGGUUUUUCAAUAAAUGGUCCCGUAGACAUGAAUGCCUCAAUAAGCUCUAUUAGUGAUUCCCGUAGAAGUUCUGGGAGCUUAGAGAAUGAAGAUCUACAGCAGGCACUGGAUAAAUUAGGUAUACAAUCUUACCUGAAGGACAGCGGAGAAAGACAGGAAGAAGUAUGUCAGAAUGUUAUUGUUAUCCUCCUGAUGAUAAUGACAAAAGGUGUGGAAGGAUCUAACACUGAUGCAUGGAAGGAAAGAAUCCAGGUGUUUACAUGGAUAGACAAAAUAGCAGAAGACAAUGAAUUGAUCAGGCCUGCCAUAUACCUCAAACGAAGAUUGUUUGAAAUGUUGGUAGAAGCCAAUGCAACAGAAAUCAGAGAAUCAGGACAAGCAUUAGCAGGUCCAUCUGAGAAUGCCAGAGAAUUGAUAAAAUUUGUACGUUAUUUUAUGUUAACAGAACCAUCAGAUGAUAAAUUCAGUGUCACUCUGAUAGAGGAUGUUAUGUCCUUGAUGGAUAAUCUGGCAGUCUGGGAUGUAGAAUCAGAUGGAGGCUGGAAAGAAAUGGCUCGACUGGGGUUAAAUCUAUUGAUACUGUAUGGUCAGUUUCCUGAUGUUGAGUUAUGUGCAGUUGCAGCUGCCAAACUUCACAUGUUGGUACAAACCAAACUCAUCUCUAGUUCAGCUGAAGCAUCAUACCUGAUUGGAAAUUUGAACAGCACUAUUCAACAGGCAGUAAAAGAUAAGACGGACAACUAUUCCUUCCUAAUCACAGUGAUGAAGGCUUUAAUAGAGAAAGCUCAUACAUUGUUAUCACUGGAUAUGCAGCUUCCUAACCUUCCUACACUCUCCAGAAGUCCAUCAUUUUUCGAUGAUUUUAAAUCUUACUGUUUCUCUGAAGAAUGGAAAAAUUUUAUGGAAAACUAUGUAACACCACAAAUGGAACACUUUACAGAAAGUGCCUUCAAUGAAGUGGAUCAAGAUACAAAACUGUUCUGGUCAGACUGUAAACAAUUGAUGAUGGAGAACUUUCACAAACGCAACAGGGAGCAAGGCGAAAGUAAACUCAAAUUUCAGAGUCAGAUAUUUGAUGUGUAUAAGAACAAAGCUAUCAACGAAGAAAGACGAUUCCAAAAUGUUGCCAUUCACAUGAAGAAUCAAUAUUCUUCUACAGUCAGGCAGUGGAGAGCAAGUAAACGAUUCUUCACUGGAGAGACUGGUGCCUGGGCCGAAAGGAGUCAGGGAGCACUUCAAUGGAAGAUGUCUAACCAAGAAAACUUUUCCAGAAUGAGAGUAAAGUUAAUACCUAACUAUAAUUUUGACCUGCAUGUUGAAGCCAGCAGACAGAGAGAUAAUAUAGGUGUUAAUGACUUAGAUCCAUCAGAUCAACUGAAACAGUUAACUGUAACCAAGGAAGCCUUGGUUUCCAAGGAGAACAUUGCUGAUGACAUCAUAGGAGAUGAAGAAUGGACAGCAGUUAAUCCAGACGGAACUGAUGGUCCUAAUGAUAAAGAAAAGUUAGUGUUGUCUGAAGAAUGUCAACUGAUCACUAUGGUAAAUGUAUACCAAGGUCGACUAGAGGUCACCACAACUCAUGUUUAUUUCUUUGAUUGCAGUACAAACAAAGAAGAAGGUGGAGAAGACUUCAAAUGGGCGUUGUCUCAGUUGAGAGAGAUACACUUUAGACGCUAUAACUUACGCAGAAGUGCUUUAGAAUUGUUUCUCAUUGAUCAGACCAACUAUUUUCUUAACUUCCAGAAGAAGGUGAGGAACAAAGUUUACAGUCGGAUUUUAAGUUUACGACCACCAAACUUGAUUUACUUUGGCUCGAGAUCACCAGCAGAAUUACUGAAGUCAUCAGGACUUUCUCAGAAAUGGGUACAUAGAGAGAUAACAAACUUCGAAUAUCUGAUGCAAUUAAACACAAUAGCAGGUCGAACCUACAACGAUCUUAGUCAGUAUCCUGUGUUUCCGUGGAUACUAAGUGAUUAUGAGUCUGAUACAUUAAAUCUGAAUAGUUGUACCGUAUACAGAGAUCUAUCCAAACCAAUCGGUGCUGUUAAUCCUAAAAAUGAAGAAAUGCUCAGAGAUAAAUUUGAAACAUUUGAGGAUCCCUCUGGAGUGAUAGAGAAGUUCCACUACGGGACCCAUUACUCUAAUGCAGCAGGUGUCAUGCACUAUCUCCUCAGAAUGGAACCUUUUACUGCUCUACAUAUAGAACUACAGGGGGACAGAUUUGAUGUAACAGAUAGACAGUUCCACUCAGUUCCUGGUACAUAUAGAAUGCUGAUGGAAAACCCAAACGAUGUCAAGGAACUUAUUCCGGAGUUCUUUUACUUACCUGAAUUUCUAGUCAAUGAGAAUGGAUUUGACCUUGGUAAACUUCAGAUCACAAGAGAGCAAGUCAAUGAUGUUAAGCUGCCAAAGUGGGCGGAGUCUCCUGAAGAUUUUGUACAUAAAAAUAUGUUAGCCUUGGAAUCCGAGUAUGUCUCAGAGAACCUCCAGAAUUGGAUUGACCUGAUAUUUGGUUACAAACAAAAAGGUCCAGCAGCUGCAGAAGCUUUAAAUGUUUUCUAUUACUGUACAUAUGAAGGCGCUGUAGACUUAGAUGCCAUUACAAAUGAACAUGACAGAAAGGCUUUAGAGGGAAUGAUUAAUAACUUUGGACAGACACCAACACAGUUAAUGAAGGAGCCUCAUCCCAGAAGAAUGACAGUAGAAGAAAUAGUAGCUAGAUCUAUAAAGAUUGAUAGGCCAUUAAGUAUCUUUCAGUUCAUCAACAAUCUAAAGGUGUAUUUUGUCACAAUAACCCAGGAUACAGAUCCCUUAGCCUAUGUGACUGUCCCAAGAAGUCAAGCUAGGUCCAUUAUACAGCAUGGGAUGCCAGAUUCUAUGGUAACAGUUUCAGAAGAUGGAAAGAUUGGUAUGCACGGAUGGUUACCAUAUGACAAAACCAUUUCUAAUUAUUUCCUGUUUGAGAAAGACCCUUCAAUUACCACAAACAAGUGUAAAAGGCGGCUAAAUGUACCAUUUGCUCCUGGGGUUAAAGUUGAGCCUAAAUUAUUUGUGGUAUCCCAUGAUGCCAAGUUAUUGAUUAGUGGAGGCCACUGGGAUAACAGUCUACAAGUGUAUCAUCUGGGGAAGGUGAAGAAGAUAAACCAUAUUGUCAGACAUAUUGACAUUGUAACUUGUGUGGCAUUAGACUACUGUGGCAGCCAUCUUGUGACUGGGUCACGUGACACAACAUGUAUUAUUUGGCAAAUACAGCAACAGGGUGGAUUCAGUGUUAACAUUAACAACAGACCUCUACAAACAUUGUAUGGACAUGAAGGGGAAGUUACUGCUGUGUACAUUUCUACAGAACUUGACAUGGUAGCUUCAGCAUCAAGGGAUGGAACCGUUAUUUUACAUACAGUUAGAAGGGGCCACUAUAUGAAAACCUUGCAUCCUCCUUGUGCCAUGGGAUAUACUUUACAUAUACCAUUGCUAGCUGUGGACGAGAUGGGGAGGAUUAUUCUCUACUGUCAUGAGACGUUCCCUAUUGAUCCAAAGGAAAGAUUUUCUUUACAUUUAUACUCCAUUAAUGGGAAGCACUUGUUUACAGAAAAGUUAAUGUAUGGAUUGUGUCACAUGAUAAUUAAGGGAGAUCAUGUGAUCACAGGAGACAUUCAGGGCCACCUUACAAUUAAGGAAAUAUUUGGACUAAGAACAGUCAAUAUGUUUCCACUCCAUGUGCCUAUUCAUUGUUUAUCAGUAACCAAUAGCAACAGUCACAUCUUGGCAGGAAUCCGAGAUGGCAAGCUUAUCAUUAUUGGUGUUAAAAAUAGAACUGAUGCAAGAUGACACUGACGACUCUGUUAUUUAAAAAGAAUUACUCAAUCACCAUAGAAAUCCACAUGGUUGACCUAAAACCAAACAAAAAGUGUUGGUGGUGGACAAUUUACAUUACUUAUUACAAAGUGUUUAUAAGUGAUAUUUUCAAAAGACAUAUUAAUAGAUUAAAAGAUGAAUGAAAUUUUAAUUUAAAAGUUCAGCAUUUAUCAUUAGAAUGCAAAUAGGUUAAUGGUGUUUGCAAUAUAUUUGAUAUAAAAAUGUGUAUAAUAAAUUAUAUCCAUAUCUUUAGUCAUAUAACCCUAAAAAGGGUUUGAACUGUAUGUUUUAAUCAUUUAUUUAAUAUUAUUAAGAAAUGAACCUAACUUUAGAUCAGUAAACCUUUUGUUUUGAUGAUAAAUUCAACAUUCAUUGUAGAGACAUCUCUGGGAAUUUCUAACAUUUUUGUUUUAUUUUGAAAAUUUUAUAUAUAUGUAUAUAUGUUACAGGAAAUCAUUGUAAGUGGCGUUCUCACAUGUAAUUUGAAGCAGUGUACUAAUUACAUGUAAUCUCUAGAUAUUGGAAAGGAUUUCAAGAAAUCCUGAGAAUUUUGACCUAAAAUUAUACAUAUUCCCUAACCCUAACAUGAUUAUAAUGUUAGGAAUGGGAUUACAUGAAUUCAUCAAAGUUACUAGGAAUUCCAUGUAAACCUUUAUUAUGGUUAUUGACUGCAACAUAUAUAUAUAUAUAUAUAAAAGAUUCUACCAAUAUUUUUUGUUAUUGUAUUAUCUAUUCUUGCUUUAAACAAAUGUAUAAUACCCUAGGAUGAUUAUUUCUCGUACCUUUUGAUAGUAUUAUGUUAACAGUAAACAUGUAAAGUUGUCAUUGAGUAGAAGUUACAAAGGCAAGGACCUCAUUAUGAAUGUUAUUUCUUCACUGGGAAAAACUUAAACUUUCAACAUCUAAGAUGAUUUCAUUUACAAUUCAAAUUGAAUUCUUACAGUGGAUUGAUAUUCCACAGAAGCAAUUUUAUAAUGAAAUUUUUACAAUGUUUACUUUAAUACAUUUGUAACAGUACUUUCUAAGUUAAAAUAAGAUAGGCAUUCUCAUAGGCAUUAUUCAGUCUUUUGUUGACUAAUAAAUAAAUUACAUAUGCCUCAGAAAAGUGUAAAUACAUAUCAUAUUUAUAAGACUGAUUUUUAAUAGUCAAUAUUUUUUUCAUUUUUAUUUUUGUAUACAUUUGUGCCUUGUUCCUAGUUACCUCAAUAAUUUUUUUCUGAUUUUGUAAUUUGAUGUUAGUUGUAUGCUUUUAAAAAAUUGGAAGGUCAUCUUUAUAACUCUGUAUUGAUCAGCACAAAUUUUGAAAAUAAUUAGAGUUCUGUUUUUCUGAUUUGCUUUAAUUAUUUCAGUGCUCUACAUUAGCUAAAAGUAUUCUAAAACGUUGCAAUAUGAUUUACAGCAAAAUGUAAGGAGGCAUUUUGGAAAACAUUAUUUAAAUACCAAUUUUGGAGUAUUUUUUUAAAUAAGUGCUGGUACAAACUAGAUUUCAAAAUGCACAAUGUAGGCUCUAAACACAUAUUUCAAAAUUAUUAUUGUCAGACAAAGCUUAAGGGGUCUUUAAGUUUGCACUCUGUCCCUCUGUCUAUCUCUCCAUCCGUCAGUCUGGCAAGUCAGUUUUUCAGACUUUUUUUUGUAAUGCUUGAAGAUAUUGAUUUGAUUUUUGGUGUAUUGUUUUAUCAUUACAAGUUCCAGGUCAAAGACGAUUUUCACAAUCUUUUCUCCUUGUUCAGUUAAAGCCUUUUCCAUAGAAUUAAAUUUUUGAUGAAAUACUUAUUGAUUACUAAAUUUCUGUUCAAAGGGAAAUAACUCAAUUUAAACUUUCCCUAGAAUUGUUUUUUUUAUACGACGGCAAAAAUUUAAAAAAAAUUGGUCAUAUAUUGGUAUCACGUUGGUUUCGUCGUCGUCGUCGUCCAAAUACUUUAAAGUUUUCGCACUCUAACUUUAGUAAGAGUGAAUGGAAAUCUAUGAAAUUUUAACACAAGGUUUAUGACCACAAAAGAAAGGUUGGGAUUGAUUUUGGGAGUUUUGGUUCCAACAGUUUAGGAAUUAGGGGCCACAAAAGGGCCCUAAUAAGCAUUAUUCUUGGUUUUCACACAAUAACUUUAGUAUAAGUAAUUAGAAAUCAAUGAAAUUUAAACACAAGGUCUAUAACCACAAAAGGAAGCUUGGGAUUGAUUUUGGGAGUGGACGUCCGAACAGUUUAGGAAUUAGGGGCCAAAAAGGGGCCCAAAUAAGCAUUUUUCUUGGUUUUGGCACUAUAACUUUAGUAUAAGUAAAUAGAAAUCUAUGAAAUUUUAACACAAGGUUUAUAACCAAACAAGGAAGGUUGGGAUUGAUUUUAGGAGUUUUGGUCCUAUCAGUUUAGGAAUAAGGGCCCAAAGGGUCCAACAUAAAACUUUGUUUGAUUUCAUCAAAAAUUGAAUAAUUGGGGUUCUUUGAUAUGCUGAAUCUAAAUGUGUAUGUAGAUUCUAAUUUUUGGUCCCAUAUUCAAAUUGGUCUACAAUAAAGUCUAAAGGGUCCAAAAUUAAACUUAGUUUGAUUUUAACAAAAAUUAAAUCUUUGGGGUUCUUUGAUAUGCUGAAUCCAAAAAUGUACUUAGAUUUUUAUGCCCCACCUACGAUAGUAGAGGGGCAUGAUGUUUUCUGGUCUGUUCCUCCGUUUGUCCGUUCGUCCGUUCGUUCGUCCCGCUUCAGGUUAAAGUUUUUGGUCGAGGUAGUUUUUGAUGAAGUUGAAGUCCAAUCAACUUGAAACUUAGUACACAUGUUCCCUAUGAUAUGAUCUUUCUAAUUUUAAUGUCAAAUUAAAGUAUUGACCCCAAUUUCAUGGUCCACUGAACAAUGAAAAAGAUAGUGUGAUGCUCAGGUUAAAGUUUUUGGUCAAGGUAGUUUUUGAUGAAGUUGAAGUCCAAUCAACUUCGAACUUAGUACACAUGUUCCCUAUGAUAUGAUCUGUCUAAUUUUAAUGCCAAUUUUAAUGUAUUGACCCCAAUUUCACGGUCCAGUGAACAUGUAAAAUGAUUGUGCGAGUGGGGCAUCCAUGUACUAUGGACACAUUCUUGUUUAUUAUUGGCCCAGUUUUCAAGUUGGUCAAAAUCAGGUCCAAAAUUAAACUUUGUUUGAUUUCAUCAAAAAUUGAAUAAAUGGGAUUCUUUGAUAUAUGCCAAAUCUAAAUGUGUAUGUAGAUUCUUAAUUUUUGGUCCCCUUUUCAAAUUGGUCUACAUUAAAGUACAAAGGGUCCAAAAUUCAACUAGGUUUGAUUUUAACAAAAAUUGAAUUAUUGGGCUUCUUUGAAAUGCUGAAUCUAAACAUGUACUUAUUUUUGAUUAUGGGACCAGUUUUCAAGUUGGUCCAAAUCAGGAUCCAAAAUUAUUAUAAUAAGUAUUGUGCAAUAGCAUGAAAUUUUCAAUUGCACAGUAUUCAGCAAUAGAAAGGAAUCUUCAAUUGCACAGUAUUGUGCAAUAGCAAGAAAUUUUCCAUUGCACAGUAUUGCCCAAUAGCAAGAAAUCUUCAAUUGCACAGUAUUGUGCAAUAGCAAGUAUUUUCAAUUGCACAGUAUUGCGCAAUAGCAAGAAAUACCUAAUUGACCACUAUUGUGCAAUAGCAAGAAAUUUUUUAAUUGGAGUUAUCUUUCUUUGUCCAGAAUAGUGGUUAAAUCAACUGAAAUAAUUGUUUUAUACAAUAUACAAUGUAUAUUCACUUUUACUACUAACUGAUAAAUUAAAACAAUCUUUACCAUUCAGCGAUAACAAGAACUUUUUGUACAUCUUAAUAUUGUAUGAUGUAUUUAAAUGAGUAGUUAUUGUUGCAAACUCCAUUAGAAAUUUGAAUUGAGAUCAGUUUUGGAAUAAGGGAAAGUUGGAUAUGAAAAAAAAAUUGGGGGGG
Molecule: messenger RNA, 12109 nt
Organism: Mytilus trossulus (common blue mussel)
Lineage: Eukaryota; Metazoa; Mollusca; Bivalvia; Mytilida; Mytilidae
Product: neurobeachin-like protein 1
Exons: 58
Coding region: 204-8201 (2665 amino acids)
Biological process (GO): intracellular protein localization
Cellular component (GO): cytosol; membrane
Molecular function (GO): protein kinase binding
Source: RefSeq, a predicted model, not a curated record